Hyaena hyaena (striped hyena) is the source of this 4933-nucleotide messenger RNA. It is a transcript of the gene ARHGEF5, whose product is annotated as Rho guanine nucleotide exchange factor 5. NCBI's taxonomy places the organism in Eukaryota, Metazoa, Chordata, Mammalia, Carnivora, Hyaenidae. The transcript has 18 exons. Gene Ontology annotation, cellular component: cytoplasm; nucleus. Gene Ontology annotation, molecular function: guanyl-nucleotide exchange factor activity; protein binding. The record is from RefSeq and is a predicted model, not a curated record. Gene Ontology annotation, biological process: intracellular signal transduction; activation of GTPase activity.
GGGACGGCCGGCCGGCGCCUGGGACCCGGAGGGGACUCUCGGGCCGAGACGGCAUGUGACACUGCCCAGAGCAAGAAGCAGGAAGAAUGGAAGGAGCCAUAUGCCGAGCGCUCUGAAUCACAAGGACCUGAAGCAGCUCCUCUCUCCAUCGGUUUCUAAAUUCUUUGCGAGGGCUUCGCCCUGAUGCAGGCUGAGGAGCCCCCACUCAGGGCCUCGACCCCCGUCCCUGCCAUAGCAGAGCUCAGCGUUACCCCUGAAGCUCUCAGGGGAAGCAGUCCGCCUGCUGCCUGGGGGCCCGAAGGUCGCGAAGGCUAGGCGCCAUCCCGUCCGGGGGCAGAGCGACACGGACUCUCACAGACCCAGCAGAGAGCCCUCGGGGAUGCGAGCAGCGGUGCUGCUGAGAGCAUGACCUCUUUCCCCAAGGAAGCCUCUGUGGGUGUGGAGACCAACCAGGAGGCCGCCGGGGAGCCCCGGGACGCUCCGGAGCAUCAGGAGGCAGCGCCGGAGAGCCUGGAGGGCGGCCGGCCGAGGACCCGGGCUCCCCCACAGCUCGGGGCCCGCCCUGCGCAGGAUGGACAGCUAGACAUGGUCCCGAUGUCCGGCGAGCUGGGCGGCCGAGUGGGGAUGGAAUGUAGACAGGAGCUCACCUCUUUGAUUUGGGGAACCGAACGUGCAGAGGAGGAGGAAGCUUUUCCAGAUUCGGAAACCUCCGCUCAGCCCAGAUUUGGCGCUGCCUGUGAAGGGCAUCGUGCGGAGACCGGCCAGGCGCGGGGCUCCGGCAGGCAGGGGGAAGAGCUGCCGUCUAUGGGGGCGCAAGAAGCCGCCUGUUACCCCAUGACCAGUAUUCCUGGGACUCAGAGGGGCCCUAGGGCUGAGGAGCUGUCCCCUGUAGCUCUGGCUCCCACACCGGACGCAGCGUCCUGCCGGCCUGUUUCUUUACCAGGCUCUUCUCCUGCUGGGGAGUCACCUGACCAAGGAGCGGCUCAGGAUCGCCAGCAGGAGGGAUCGGAGCCUGGGAAGGGGACAGUGCUCAGCGUGGGGACCCAGAUGGCCUCUGCCAGCACAUCUGGGACUCCUCCGAGGACACUGCGUUCAGCUCCUUCCAGUCCCGCUGAAGGUUCCCCCGGCACAACUACAUCAUCAUCUCCCAGCUCCCCACUUGCCUCCUCCCGGAGGGAGCCGUCUCUUGCUGCACAUUCUCUAGAAACCUCCAGAGCAUCUCUUUGGACCAACAGUGCAUCUCACGGUGGGGCUUUGGAGACGCCCUCUGCUGCCCUCCGUGGCUUCCCCUCUGCAGAGGCCACCGUGGAACUCUCCACCAGCUCCAACUGGGCCAGCCCGCAGAGCGCCCCCGGCUACACUCCAGGGGCUGUCCAGCACCUAAGGAGCAACUCCUUCCCGGGCUCUCAUAGGACUGAGCCGACUCCGGACCUGCUGGGAAGAUAUUCCUUCUCCCAUUCAGAGUUGCCUCAGAGGCCCCCCAAACCUCCCAUCUAUGGUUCUGUGGCCCCAAGAAGGGACAGGGGAGGUGGUAGGGACCACCACAGGAUCAUUCCAGAAUCCCCUAGCUCCUUAUCCACUCUGGGGCAAGACUCUCAAGAAUUCACUUCAAAUCCAGACAUGUCCAGCAGUCCUCACGGCAGCCAGCCAUGGGGCUCCCCACACACUUCAGCCUUUUCCCCAGGGUCUCCUGCCUACGGCUCUUCCCCACCCCUUGUCUCUGUAGAUAUGAGGAUCCAUGAACCUCUGCCCCCUUCGCCCCCAGAGAAGAGGCACGUCCAUCCCUCCACGGUGGAGAGAGACAGCCAUCUCCAUGCAGGGGUUCCCACGCUGAAGCGGUGUGCCCAUCCUCUUCCAUUGGCCCCAGGUUUGGGGCUACAUGGCCCCCCCAAAGGCCCACUUCCCCCAGUUCCUGACCCCCUUGUGGCGAGGCAGCACCGACCUCUGCCCUCUACCCCAGACACACCCCACCCUACUCAGACCUUGUCCCGCAAACUGAGAUACAACAAGCCAUUACCCCCAACCCCUGAUUUGUCCCAGCCCCACCAUCCUGUUUCUUCUAAUAGCGCAAGGAUCUACAGGCCUCUACCCCCUGUCCCUAUUAUGGAUCCCCCCACUGAACCACCUCCAUUACCCCCAAAGUCCAGGGGGAGGAGCAGGAGCACUCAGGGAGGACUCAUGAAUUCAGGGGGUCAGGGCAAGCCAAGGCCUGUUUGUCAAGAGUGGACAGUCUCCACUCCCCAUUCUGUUGGACGUACCUCCUGGCCCCCAGCCACGGGUCGAUCAGGAGACUCUUUGGCUUCCACCGGCAGGAAUAAGAGCGAAGCAUCCCCUGGCAUGGCUUUCAGCAACAUGGCGACCCUUCUGAAUCCCUCUUCCCCAACCACACCCUGGAGUCUGGAGCUCCAGGGGCCUGCCUCUGAACCAGGGCCCUCAGAAGAGUCUGAGGCCCUUACCAGAGGAUCUUUGAGAAGAACAGCCCCUCAGGAAGGAGCCAAUGGCCUGAGGCGGUUGGACCUAGGCCAAGCCAGGCAGCCAGACAAACUCAGCCAUCCGCAUCUGGAGAAGGCAUCCAGCUGGCCCCAUAGGCGAGACCCAGGGAGACCACUGGAGGGCGGCAGGGGGCCGGCUGCAGACCCUGGCGAGGGGUCCAGCAAGCACAAGGGCUGGAAUCGGCAAGGCCUGCGCAGACCUUCCAUCUUGCCUGAGGGCUCUUCAGAUACGAGAGGUCCAGCCAUAGACAAGUCCCCUGGCCCUACAGACACCAUCGUUUUUCGGGAGAAGAAACCAAAGGAGGUGGUGGGAGGCUUUUCAAGACGCUGCUCGAAGCUCAUCAACUCCUCUCAUCUGCUUUACCAGGAGUACAGCGAUGUGGUUCUGAACAAGGAGAUUCAGAGCCAGCAGCGGCCGGACAGCCUGGGCGAGGCGCCCGGGCCCGCCUCCCCCCGGCAGCCCCGGAGGGCCCUGGUCUCCUCCGAGUCCUACCUGCAGCGCCUGUCGGUGGCCUCCAGCGGCUCCCUCUGGCAGGAAAUCCCUGUGGUUCGCAAUAGCACUGUGCUGCUCUCCAUGACCCACGAAGACCAAAAACUGCAAGAGGCCAAAUUCGAGCUGAUUGUCUCAGAGGCCUCGUACCUGCGCAGCCUGCACGUAGCCGUGGAUCAUUUCCAGCUCUCAGCCCCGCUGCGGGCCACCCUUUCCAACCAGGAAUACCAGUGGCUCUUCUCUCGUUUACAGGACGUGCGUGACGUCAGCACCACGUUCCUUUCAGACCUGGAGGAGAACUUCGAGAACAACAUCUUCACCUUCCAAGUGUGCGAUGUGGUCCUGAACCACGCCCCCAACUUCCGCCGGGUCUACCUGCCUUACGUCACCAACCAGAGCUACCAGGAGCGCACCUUCCAAGUCCUGCUGAACAGCAACAGCAGCUUCCGAGAGGUCCUGGAGAAGCUGGAGAGCGAUCCUGUCUGCCAGCGCCUUUCCCUCAAGUCCUUCCUGAUCCUGCCCUUCCAGCGCAUCACGCGUCUCAAACUGCUGCUUCAGAACAUCCUGAAGAGAUCACAGCCUGGGUCUUCAGAGGAAGCCGAAGCCACGAAGGCACAUCAUGCCUUGGAGGAGCUGAUCCGAGACUGCAAUAACAAUGUCCAGAGAAUGCGCCGGACAGAGGAGCUCAUCUACCUGAGUCAGAAGAUUGAGUUCGAGUGCAAAAUAUUCCCGCUCAUAUCGCAGUCGCGCUGGCUGGUGAAGAGCGGAGAGCUGACAGCCCUCGAGUUCAGUCUCUCCCCAGGGCUGCGAAGGAAACUGAACACGCGGCCAGUCCACCUGCAUCUCUUCAAUGACUGUCUGUUGCUGUCACGGCCCCGAGAGGGUAGCCGAUUCCUGGUAUUUGACCAUGCUCCCUUCUCCUCCAUCCGAGGGGAAAAGUGUGAAAUGAAGCUACACGGACCCCACAAAAACCUCUUCCGGCUCUUUCUGCUGCACAACGCACAGGGCACCCAGGCUGAGUUCCUCUUCAGCACAGAGACCCAAAGUGAAAAGCUUCGAUGGAUCUCAGCCUUGGCCAUGCCCAGAGAGGAAUUGGACCUUCUAGAGUGUUAUGACUCCCCACAAGUACAGUGCCUUCGAGCUUACAAACCCCGAGAGAAUGACGAGUUGGCACUAGAGAAGGCAGACGUGGUGAUGGUGACUCAGCAGAGCAGCGAUGGCUGGCUGGAGGGCAUGAGACUCUCAGAUGGGGAGCGAGGCUGGUUCCCUGUGCAACAAGUGGAGUUCAUUUCCAGCCCAGAGGUCCGUGCUCGGAACCUGCAGGAAGCUCAUCGAGUCAAGACUGCGAAACUACAGCUGGUGGAACAACAGACCUAGCUCUUCUCUGGGGGGAGCCCCCUGAGCAUGAAGACAUGGUGUUCCCGGAAAGGGCUGGCCCUGGAACCCUGCGACAGAGGCCUUCUGUGGACCAAGAACUAGACCUUCUGAAAACUCAAGAACAAAAAUCCAGCUACCAGUUGCUAGUCCCAAACCUUUUGUUGUGCUUUGGGCUUGGUGGAGGGAUUUUGAAGGACUUUGCACUGGACUCUGAGAAACUUUUCUCCUAAGAAAAGGGAGAAAUGGGGCCUAAGCCGAGGAACUUUACCUCUACUACCGUAUAGUACUUAAACAUUCUGUUUCCGGAGUACAGAUUCAGGGCUGACCAAAGUUUCCAUUGUAGCUACAAGUUAAACAGAAUCUGACCUCAGUUCACUGGAGAGGGAUGUUUAAUGGGGAUUAACACAUCACAUGAGAGGAUCAACGACCUUCAAGGUACCUUCCAACUCUAGAGAUUUUCCCUAAUUAUUGGUGUGAGGUCAGGGCAUGCAUCUCUGGGAUCUAUGUCUGUUGGUGGCAAUGUGAGGGUAGCAGUCUCUCACUUUAAUAAACUUGGCACUUCUCUGAGUGUUUU